Molecule: messenger RNA, 2599 nt
Organism: Brassica oleracea var. oleracea
Lineage: Eukaryota; Viridiplantae; Streptophyta; Magnoliopsida; Brassicales; Brassicaceae
Exons: 11
Coding region: 147-2321 (724 amino acids)
Biological process (GO): mitotic sister chromatid cohesion; maintenance of mitotic sister chromatid cohesion
Cellular component (GO): chromatin; SMC loading complex
Molecular function (GO): double-stranded DNA binding; protein binding
Source: RefSeq, a predicted model, not a curated record
GGGAACAUUCGACAUCCGAGAGAAGAAAAAGGUCAGGUCUUGGUGUUCCACCGUCUCCGAUCUCAAGUCAAAGUGCAGAUCUUCCUUGGUUUCAAUUCCACGAUUAAAUAGAGCUUGAAGAAAGACUAACCCGAGAUUCCGAAACAAUGGAAGGUGCUGCGGUGGCGGAAGGUCUGUGGGGACUAGCGGAUCACCACGAGAAGCUUGGUGACAUGGGCAAGACCAUAAAAUGCUUAGAAGCCAUCUGCCAAAGCCAAAUCUCUUUCCUUCCUCUCGUUGAAGUCAAGACUCGCCUCCGUGUCUCAGCCCUUCUCCUCCGUUACUCUCACAACGUCAACCACGCCAAGUCCCAUCUCGAGCGCUCUCUCCUCCUCCUCAAGUCUAUUCCUUCCUCCUUCGAUCUCAAGUUCCGGACUUUCAGCUUGCUCAGCCACUGUUAUCACCUCCUCGCCUCCUUCCCUCCUCAGCGCAACCUCCUCCUCAAGGCUCUCGAGCUCGCUUCCUCUGUCCCUCAGGAUGUCUCUGCUUACCUCUGGUCCUGCAACUUCAACUCUCAGCUCGCUAACACCUUCAUCAUCCAAGCUGAUUUCCCUUCUUCUCUCUCCGCUCUCGACUCUGGCUUUCUCUCUGCUUCUCACAUCUGUUUCCCUGAGCUUCAGAUGUUCUUCACCGCUUCUAUGCUUCACGUUCAUAUCAUGCAAUGGACUGAUGAUUACUCGGUGGAAAAGGCUGUUCAGCGAUGUGAUGACAUCUGGCAGACCAUUUCUUCUGACAAGACUGAACGAUGCCCCGGUUUGUUCUUCUACAACGAGAUGCUGCAUGUUUUCUACCGCCUCAGGCUCUGUGAUUACAAGAACGCCCAGCAUCAUGUCGACCGCUUAGACCAGGCCAUGAAUGCUCAUUCCCAUAAAAUGCUGGAGGCUCAGCAGCUUCAGCACGAUCUCACUUCGUUGGAUCAUAGUCUCUCCCGUUACGACCUUCCCUCCAGGGAAAGGGCAGCACUCUCCGACAGACGAUCUCAGCUCCAAGAUCGCGUAAAUGCAUUGUCUCCAUCUUCUACCACUGCUGCUAACUCUCUGGAGCCUGCCUUCUUUGGCAAUAUGGACCGUGCGUGGACAGAGAGGCUACUGCUUUCACAAUCUCCAAUCGAUGGAGAGUGGCUACCAAAAAGUGCCAUCUAUGCUUUGGUCCAUCUUAUGGUUGUCAUAUCGGGACGUCCCAAAGGACUCUUUAAAGAGUGUUCAAAACGCAUUGAGUCUGGAAUGCACAUCAUUCAAGACGAACUGGUCAAACUUGGAAUUACUGACGAAGUUAGAGAAGCUGAUUUGCGGCACACAGCUAUUUGGAUGUCUGGGAUAUAUCUAAUGCUACAGAUGCAGUUCCUUGAGAAUAAAGUGGCUUUGGAACUUACAAGGUCUGAAUAUGUCGAAGCACAAGAGGCUCUGGUUGAGAUGAAAAAUUUGUUUACUCGGUUUCCAACGAUCUUGCAAGCUUCUGAGUGUGUGAUUGAGAUGCUCAGGGGGCAAUAUAGUCACUCUGUCGGUUGCUAUAGUGAAGCUGCUUUCCAUUCUAUCGAAGCAUCUAAGCUGACAGAGAGUAAAUCGUUGCAAGCUACGUGUCAAGCUUUUGCAGCUGUUUCUUACCUCACAAUUGGAGAUGCUGAUUCAUCAUCAAAGGCACUUGAUUUGAUUGGGCCACUCUAUGGAAUGACGAAUUCACUAUCUGGUGUGCGAGAAGAAGCUAGUAUUCUCUUUGCUUAUGGUCUCCUUUUGAUGAAGCAACAAGAUCUACAGGAAGCAAGAAACCGUCUUGCCAAGGGUUUGCAGAUAGCGCAUACUCAUAUGAGUAACCUGCAGCUAGUUUCACAGUAUUUGACACUUCUGGGAAAUCUGGCUCUUUCCUUACACGACACGGUACAAGCCAGAGAGAUCCUUCGUUCCUCUCUUACACUUGCGAAGAAACUCUCUGAUAUCCCAACUCAGCUAUGGGUUCUAUCCAGCUUCACAGCUCUAUAUCAGCAGUUGGGUGAGAAAGGGAGCGAGAUGGAGAACGAAGAACACAGGAAGAAGAAAUGGGAUGAGAUGCAGAGUAGACUAGCUGAAGCGCGUGGAUCCAUCCAUCACAUUGAACUAGUGGAGAAAGCUAGGCUAGAGAUGCAUAAGGUGGAGGGUGCACAAGAACAGGCUGAAGUAACUUACGGGAUGCAAGCGAGUCUGGACAUUCCAGAGUCUGUGGGUAUAGAAGGUCCGUCACCGGCUCAGUACUCGUCGAGGCUUGUAGGUUUAGACACGGGAAAAAGAUGGGGAAAACGAAGGGUAUGACCUUCAACGCAGGAGCGUUGAGUUGUUGUAUGUAAGCUGUGUAAGAUGUGUUGAUUAUAAUUCUGUUAUAAGUAUUGCUAAGUAUUAUUUGGGAGUUAGAUUGUAGAAUAUUGAAACAUUAAUAGAAGGCAGCUAAAAUGCCUUCGUUUACGGGUGUGUGGCAAGUCGGAAACCUGAAAUUAGGUUAUCUCUGUUUCCGACAGCAAGAUGGAUCUGUUUGACUGGAUAUAAAUUAAUUUAAACCAGUGUUUGGUCUAAUAACCUAUUUUUGUAUUGAA